UAAAAAGCUAUUUGUAAAAACUCAAAUGUUCACUUGACUUUCGUGAACCUGUUGCUAUCCCCACUGUCGUUGGGAAUAGUAGUUUUUUACCGAAACGGAAACGUUUCAUGACUGCGUCAUCAUCAGUCGGUCAUGCAGUUCCGACUAGCAGCAUCUUGCAACAGAAAGCUUGGUAUGGCGCAGGUGAAAACAGAGGACAGCUCAAUUGGGGAGUACCGAGCCCAGAAACGAGACGUUGUCCAGUGGGUCGACACGUUUAGGGGCUUUUGUGAGAACAACAAACAGUGGUUGGCUCGAAGAGAGUUCAUUCUGAAAAACAUGGACGCAUACCCUACAGUGCAACCCGGAGUCUCCAACAACAGUCUGGACAAGUUGCUGUCCCUCUCCAUGGUCUGGGCGAACCAUGUUUUCCUCGGCUGCAGCUAUCCAGCAGCUGUGAUGGACAAGAUCAAAGUGAUGGGUGAAGGAAUAAUUGUCCAAGAUACUCCAGUUCAUAAAACUACACACAAAGAAAAAUGUAGAUCCCAAUUAGGUGGUCCAGAUGACAGCUGUGCAAAAGGAGCCCGAUACGCUCCUAAUGAGCCCGAUGGUCGACCAGCCGGGAAAACAUCCACUCGAAUUAUGAAUCAGAAAUCGGGGCCGGCUCUGCAGGCCCCAGCUGAGCACCAGCCUUUCUUCAAUCGCCUCUACAAGGCCGUCGCCUGGAAGUUGGUCUCAGCGGGGGGUUUCGGGCCCAACCUGGACCAUUUCGAAAUACUUUGUAGCUGCGUGGAGUCAUGCAAGCGGACUCUGACGUGCGUCUUUGUGCCACUCCAGGACAUCACCGGCCUCCCCGCAGGUCGCACACAGAAGGAAGGCCACGUGUGCGAAAUUCGCUGCCAGACUGUCUACAUGGGUACAGGCUACGGGCGUGAUGAGGCUGCUGCUAGAGCCAUGGCUUCCAAAGAAGCCUUGAAAGUGUUUCAAGGGAGGAAAGUGACAGUAAAGAUUGCCAGACGGCGGUACAAAGGGAGGGAUGUGGAGGAUUUAAUGUUGCUGGAUGAGCAGCCUCGAAGUCAGGGCUUCCCCCCAGCGCUCAGCUACCCUUUUCAGGAUGAGUCUGCGGGGGAUGCUUUUUUGUAGCUUGGACCAGUUUGGGAAUGGAACAUUAGAAUUUACUGAAUGAUGCACCGAAGAAGGACAGAUUGGUUUUGGGACCACACCUGUGAGCAUGCCUCACAUAGACUUUGAUUUCAUUGUACAAUUAUAAGGCAUUAGAUCAUCAAGAGCUGGCAGUUUCACAUUUUGCAAAUAUGCACUUUUUCGAGCCAGGCCAAAAUCACAUGUUGAGAGCCUACUUCUCCUCAAGUUACCAACUUGCUUUCUUGGGAUAAGGAUCCCCACAGUAACAGUUUUACAACUACCAAAUAUUUAUGUUCUGAAAAUGAUCAAAUUCAUUGUAUGGUCCAUGGUAUUUUCUUGUCUCUUUCACACACAAAAAUAUAAAUAAAACCAUCAGACUGCAGUGAAAAUGAUCGUGACAUGGUCACUAUUCCCGGCCAUGUUUGUUUGAAAAAUAACUCAAAAAAGGAAUAAGAUUAAUCGCGAUAGUUGGACUUUUCCUCCUUUCUCAAAGGUAGUUGUUGUAACUUGUUGCUCUGUGUUGAAGUUUGACCAUUAGAUAUUUGACAUCGAAAUUUGCAUCACUACCCUUGGUUUUAUUUCAUGGGUUUGAUCUUAUUUUAAGCAUAUUUUCUCAGCUUCUUAAAUACUUCACAUGUUGUUUGUAUGAUGUCCCCUCCUAUAUAUUACUUCUUCAUUAUCAUUGUAAUACUGGAUUUGUAUUAAUUUAAUUCAUUUGUUUUCAGAUGUGAAGGUUAGAUACUGCUGUGUGGGUUUUUUUUUCCCAUUUGGAUUGAUAUUGAAAAGCAGGUGUUAGGUGUUACUAUAGUUUUAAUUUUAACAUGAACACUUGAAAAUGUUC
Messenger RNA from Syngnathoides biaculeatus (alligator pipefish), 1963 nucleotides. It is a transcript of the gene cdkn2aip, whose product is annotated as CDKN2A interacting protein. The record is from RefSeq and is a predicted model, not a curated record. NCBI's taxonomy places the organism in Eukaryota, Metazoa, Chordata, Actinopteri, Syngnathiformes, Syngnathidae. The coding region runs from base 133 to 1122 and encodes 329 amino acids. The transcript is spliced from 4 exons. Gene Ontology annotation, cellular component: nucleoplasm; nucleolus.